Molecule: messenger RNA, 1854 nt
Organism: Colletotrichum godetiae
Lineage: Eukaryota; Fungi; Ascomycota; Sordariomycetes; Glomerellales; Glomerellaceae
Product: oxidoreductase molybdopterin binding domain-containing protein
Exons: 3
Coding region: 1-1854 (617 amino acids)
Biological process (GO): sulfur compound metabolic process
Cellular component (GO): mitochondrion
Molecular function (GO): heme binding; molybdenum ion binding; molybdopterin cofactor binding
Source: RefSeq, a predicted model, not a curated record
AUGCAAGCGCCGCGGCGUCUAUUUAGCGAGCUCAUACAGCUCUCGACAAGGCGGCCCGUCCCUCCUCGACGUCGUACUCUACACGCCUCUGCCUGCUCGAGACACCCCCGACCGACAUCCGUCUCCUCCUCGACGCCCUUGGCCGGUGGCCGUGAUAGUCAGGAACAUACCCAGAAACACCAGACUACCCGCCCAGGGGAGGAACGUGAGACCCAGCACCCACGCCGCCGCAAGGGCCCGGCCACCGUCAGUACCUUGCUCGCUAGCGGCGGGCUCUUGUCUCUCUUCGUCGGCCUCUCGGAGCCCUUCCAUGUGCCCACUCAGGAAGAAGCAGAUGCCUCCGACCCGGCCCCGUCCACCGACGACCGCGACCCAUCUGUCCCUCGCUUCAGGCUCUCCGAAAUCCGAAAACAUGAUGCCAAAUCCGGUAGCCCAUGGGUUACCCAAGGCGACAAGGUCUACGACAUAACUGACUGGGUUGCCGCCCACCCCGGAGGUGAUGUCAUCCUCCGUGCUGCUGGAGGUAGCAUUGAUCCCUACUGGAACAUCUUCACCAUCCACAAGUCGCCCCACUACUUGAUUGGCUUCAUCGACUCGGACGACCUUGUCGACGGCAAGCCCGCUGCUCAGGAAAUAGAAGACCCCUUCAAGCACGAUCCUACCCGUGACGAGAGACUCAUCACCCUCACUCCCAAGCCUCGCAAUGCAGAGACGCCCGUGGAAGGUCUGGCUGACAGCUAUCUCACUCCCAAUGAGCUCUUCUACGUGCGCAACCACAUGUGGGUUCCCCAGGUCGAUGAUACUUCGGACUACACCCUCAAGAUUGAGCUCCUCGAUGGCACCAUUAAGGAGUACUCUCUCGAUGACCUGAAAACCAAGUUCAAGCCUACCACUGUUGUGGCUGUUUUGCAAUGCUCUGGCAACCGCCGAAGCGACAUGACGCGCAACGCGAAGAAAACCAACGGACUCCAGUGGAAUGUCGGCGCCAUCUCUUGUGCGGAAUGGCAGGGCGUGAAGCUCACCGACGUACUUGCCGAUGCCGGUAUUCCUAUACUCGAGGCCAUGACUGGAGAUACAGAGGCCAAACACGUUCAGUUCAUGGCGCUCGAAGCCUAUGGCGCGUCAAUUCCCAUUCAAUCUGCUCUGGACCCGCGUGGUGACGUUUUGCUGGCAUACUCGAUGAAUGGCAAGCCGCUGCCGCGAGACCAUGGAUACCCUCUUCGUGCUCUUGUGCCGGGCCAUGUGGCAGCUCGUUCCGUCAAGUGGUUGAGCCAGAUCACUAUUUCUGAUGAAGAAAGCCACAGCCAAUGGCAGCGCAAAGAUUAUAAGUGCUUUGGCCCCAACGAGACGAGUCCCGACUGGGAUCGCGCCGCACCAAUUCAGGAGAUGCCCAUCACGAGCGCCAUUACCACCGUCAGAUUAGGUGACUGGAGAGCAACAACAAGUGAGUCAGAGGCGAAUGAGAAGGCCGACAGCCUCCGCGAAGCGUCUCUCAUGGGUUACGCCUACUCCGGUGGCGGUCGCCGUAUUGUUCGUGUCGAUGUCAGCGUCGACAAUGGCAAAACUUGGGAUCAAGCCGAGUUGCUCGACGAGCCUGGAGCCCCGCCAAAGGCCGGGCACAAGUCCUGGGCAUGGAAGCGCUGGAGGUAUGACGGCGCAAUCCCGCUUGGCGAGCCAGGUGAAGGGACCAAGAAGUGUACCACCCUGCUCGUCAAGGCCACCGAUGAGGCAUAUAACUCGCAACCCGAGAGUUACUCGGCCAUUUACAACCAGCGUGGAAACUUGGCCAACGCGUGGCACCGCCUCAAAAUCUGCUCCGAUUGUGCCAACAAGGCCGUGAUCGCGACUAAGUAG